Molecule: messenger RNA, 1329 nt
Organism: Ixodes scapularis (black-legged tick)
Lineage: Eukaryota; Metazoa; Arthropoda; Arachnida; Ixodida; Ixodidae
Exons: 3
Coding region: 89-535 (148 amino acids)
Source: RefSeq, a predicted model, not a curated record
ACGGCUCCCGCUUCCAUCGCUGGUGAGGCCGGUAUGCGAGCCACCCGCCACUUACUGUCAGGUUUCGAGCGAAGCCACAACUGCGACGAUGUUGUCAGUGCUCCUAGGGUUAGCGGCGAUGGCACCGUGCAUCAUCUGCGGCAGCACCAAUCGCUCUGCAGCAGCGAGCCAGGACGUCUCCGCAGGCCGGCCUCGCACCCUGUACGGCAGCUACGAAGAGAAGCUGGUCCAGAUGCAUGCGUACCACAAGCUCAAGGGCGCCAUCAAGGCCGAGGCCCGAGAGUGCCACAGGCGUUCUUUGUGCCAGGUGGCCAGGGUGUUCGGAUCGCACAAAUCCAGCCACUCUGGUUUACGCCACUUCCUGGAGGCGGUGGCUCAACUGCCGGGUUCUCUGCCAGCCGCGUUUGCCAAGGGCUGGCUCGGACAGGAUUGCCAGGUCGCUUACCGGAGUUGCGACGUCGCCAAAGCGUACACCAAGCGCAUCAUCGCUGCCAUGCUCAGCAUCGAGCCCCCUCCGCCGGAUGCAACGACAUAAAUCCGCGACGUAACGAUCGCUCAUUUUACGCUUCACAACUGCCCUUUGGGUUCCUAGUCAUAGUGCUUCGGAAAAACUUCAGCCGCUAUGUUCGCAGUAUCGGGGCACACCUCCUGGGAAUGAGGCCGGAACACCGUUGUUUCUACGUCACCUCCCGGAGGCCAGCGUGGACAUAGACUGAGUCCUAGCGAUAAUGCUGACGCAGCAAUACGUGUUUAAUUUGUGCCCCGUGUGCUGGCCCCCGGUCUGUGACGUAGAAACUUCGGCCCUACGCGGCCUUGCUACUUAGGAUGUGUGCACUAUAUUUUGACGACAGCUCUCGGUAUAUUCGUAUUUAUCUACUCGCGUUGCUUGACGGUAUUCAGUAUACGAAAAAGAUGUGCAUUCCAUCGUCAUGACGGAGCCGUUUCAACGCUUACAUUCAGUCAACUCUGCUUUUGCGGAUCACGGAAACAAAUUGACGAGCAGGGGUAUUUUUUAGCGUUGAACAAACAAAUUGGAACGUUUCCGGUUAGUGGUAAAACUUCCACGCGAACAUGUGUUUCAACGAAGUGCGCCAUCGAGCAGAUUUCAUGAAACAUUCGUCUAUCCUUCGACACGUAUAGCGAAGUCCGAAUAUAUCGCGAAUGGUGAAUCCUAAAUAACUUCGACGCACCCUUGUUAUUUACCCGUCUUCAUCUCUCAGAUCACAUCAGCAGAUCAUUAAAACCAGCGAUGCCGAGGUUCAUACGCAUCUGCUCAGUUUUAUGUAUAGUGUUUUACUCUGACACGAGCAAAUAAACGAGUGUCACUUU